CUGUAGUUUCUCCUAACAAAGUGUUUAGCUCAGAGCAAUAGUUGCCGCAUUCCACUCCUGUCGGCAUGCAUUUGCUUGUGCUUAGUAACAGAGUGACGAUAGCCGUGAAGGGUAACGACCCACGUUAGCUAAGGAGCAUGCAUUCGCGUGCGUAAGAUCUCAGGAUAUGUUUCUCCCUAACUAAAUCUAGCUGGAGGUCGAAGCUCUUUGAAACUUCUUUACGAGGGAUACGUGGUUCGCUUCUGCAUUUUAGGAAUUCCUAAACGCAAAUGUCGCUGUUAGAGAGGAGAGCGGCGCUCUUUACUGCACGCUAGCGUCACGUGUUAGCACCGCGUGUUAUCAGGGACCUCGGGAAUUGCUUGUACCGGCCUAUAGGUCUUGUGGUGGUAACGCUUGAUGGUAACCCUUUCCCUUCAUCGUCGUCCAAUGGGUCGUGUACGCGACGCACGAGGGUCGUUCAUGGGUGUCGUGCUCUUGCUGCUAGCGGUUCAGCAGCAGCGGCUGGUGUCAUGCCAGGGGGCGACGACAGGUACCACCUGUCCCACUCCCACCGCCACCGUGCAUGUGGCCGAGGGCGGGCGUCUCACAGGCUGCUGCGGCCAGAACCCUCAGCAGGCAUGCGGUUCCGUACAAGCAGCGCUUAACAGUGCGUCAGAGGGCGCCACUAUUCACAUCGCAUCAGGCUCCUACACCCACGCCUCCCCCUCGCCCCUCCUCUUGCCCCACCAACGUCUCACCAUCCUCGGCCCCCCCCUCACCCUCCCCCCCGCCCUCAUUGACUGUUCCUACGGCCCCUGCUUCCAAGCCCUCUGCCCCUCCACCACCAUCACCACCCCUGCUGCUCUCCCUCUCCCCUCUCCUCUCCCCUCCUUUUCCUCCUCCCCCUCCUCCCGUUUUCCUCCUGAUGCGCCUGGUGCUGCUGGCACUGGGGAUGCUGUAGCAACGGGUAUAGCGACAGCUACAGAGACAGCUGUAGGAGAAUCCGCAAAAGGAGCAAUGCUGCAAUCAGGAACGGCAGCAGCAACGGCAGCAGCAGCGCCUCUGGAUUCAACUUGCAGCAGGUCCCUCAUAACGAUCUCUCGCCUGCACGUAGUGAAUGGAUGGUCAAGGAGCAAGGGCGGGUGCAUGCUGCUCCAAGGAGUGAACGCAGUGCUGAGCGACCUCACCCUCUCCAACUGCUUUGCCUCUGAGUCGGGAGGGGGGAUGCAGAUCAGCAAUGCACCGGGGCCAAUCACGAUGCGCCACGUCACCAUCCGGAACUGCUCAGUCUCCUUCCAAGUCCCUUCCACCAACCAGACCACCGCUGGUUCUCGUCGUCCCUUAGCCGCUUUUCCAUCAUCCUCCUCCUUUUUCUCUGCAUCGUCGUUUUCGUCAGCAGCAACAGCAGCGGUAGUGGCAGCAGUGGCAGCAGCAAGAGCAAUACCAGCAGCAACACCAGCAGCAGUGGCAGCCGCAAGGGCAACGCCAGCAGCACCAGCAGCCGUUGCAGCGUCGGUACCAUCAUCAUCAUCAUCAGCAGCAGCAACAGCAGCAGCAACAGGUUCUGAUGCAGCAGCAGCAACAGGUGCUGAUGCAGCAGCAUAUGUUGCCCCGAUCCAACGGACAGGGGGUGGGUUGGCCCUAUACCGCACCACACUCGCCGUUACAGGCCUAAUCAUAAGCAACUGCAGCGCCCUGGGGACCACAGCAGUAGGCGGGGGCCUCUCCGUGCUAGAAUCGAGUGUGCUUAUAACGGAGGGGAGCAUGCAGGACUGCUACACAGGGGCGGAUCCUGCUGCUGCUGCAGAUGCAGGCAGUGGGGGGAUGGGGGGUGGUGGAAUGGGGGGGAUGGGGGGACCAGGGGGGCCGGAGUUGUUAGGCAAGGGAGGCUGCAUGGCGAGUGAGAAAUCGAGAGUGACCAUCCGCUCCUCCUCGUUCCAACGCUGCAUGUCCACCACGGGUGGGGCAGUGUACGACUACAUGUCCACAUUCGACGUAUCGCACACGGCCUUCCUCUCAUCUUCUGCUGUGCUCCUUCCCAGCGACUACACCACCGGCGUCGGUGGCUGCCUCAAGCUCAACAGCACGGCAGCCGCCUCCUUUGCCCACUGCCGCUUCGCGCACUGCUCGGCCUUCAUAACCGGGGGUGCGGUGACCUUUUACCAAGGAGACGCACAGCCGCAGAUCCACAACUGCACGUUUGAGGAGAACGAAGCCCUGAUUCAGGGUGGGUCCAUCGAGCUGGUUUUCGUGAAAGGCCCAGCGAACUUCACAGACUGCACGUUCCGCCGUAACCGCGUUACCAACGGGCCGAGCUUCGGAGCGGCGAUCCUGUCGCUGGGCGUGCCGAUGCGCGUGGAGAGGAGCCGGUUUGAGCGGAACAUAGCGGUGAACAUGAUGCCUCCAGUUGCAGAUGGCGACACGUUUCUCACCCAGGGCGGGGCGAUUGCAGCGAAUAUGUUCAUGGACCCUCUGGUGGUGUACGACAUCAUCGACAGCGAUUUUGUCGAGAACCAGGCGGGGCAAGGAGGAGCCCUGUAUGCGGACACGGGGCGUAUCACGCUGCUCAACUGCCUCUUCCUGCGAAACGGGGACCAUGCCAACUCCUCCCUUGGUGGUGCUAUCACCUCGCGGGGACGAACCGUGAUCGACAACUGCUCGUUUGUGGACAACAAGGCGCAGGACGAGGGUGGCGCGCUGCACUUCCUGCCCUAUGACAACCUCACCAUUGCCAAUUCGCUCUUCCAACGCAACUCCGUGCUCAAACAGAACGGGGGCGCUAUCAACGUGUACGCGGGCACGGGGGCAGUGCGAGUGGUGAACACCACGUUCGUCAACAACACGGCAGAGAGCUCCAAGGGCGGGGCAGUCUACAGCGAGUCGGUGUCUAUCACCUUUGAUAAUGUCACACUAGACGGCAAUAAAGCAGGGCUGCAGGGGGGGGCAGUGGCAGUCUAUGCCUCCAGCAGCGAUGGUGUGCCCACAGAAGCCUCUUUCCUCUCCUGCCGCUUUGUGCGCAACGAGGCGGUACUAGGGGGAGGUGCCAUCUACUCGGGGCUGAGCAUGCGCAUGCGCAUGCAGGCGUGUGUGGUGGAGGCCAACAACAGCACCGGGCUGGGUGGCGCCGUGCUUGUGCAGGAGUUCUCACGGGUCGACAUGACACGCACGCUGUGCCAAGGGAACAUAGCCCUCACAGGAGGUGCCUGCCUCUCUCUGCUGGCCAAUGCCCAGGCCACGGUGACCGACUCUGUGCUGCAGGGCAACGAGGGCGGCAGCGAGGGUGGGGCAGCUCGCAUCAGUGGCAGCGCGCACCUCUCCCUCCUCUCCUCCUCCGUCUCCCGCAACACCGCCGCGUGGGGCGGGGCCGUGUGGGUCGAAAUGGGUGCAUCGCUCAUCAUCGAUAACCGGACGAUGCUCGCUGGUAACCGUGCGCAGUACCUCGGCGGGACAGUGUACGCGACGCACGUGUCAAGAGUGGAGGUGCGAGGCGGGAGCGUGUUUCGGGACAACUCGGCGCUGCAUGGGGGAGCGUUGGUGGUUGGAGCAGAGGCGAGGGUGUCAGCAAGCGACUGUGCGUUUGAAAACAACACCUUGUCGGCAAUCCUCUUCCAGGGGUUUUCCCAGGGGUCCCUUAGAAACUGCAGCUUUUCUCGGAAUUCCAACGCGGCAGGGAGGGGCGGGGCGAUGCUGGUCGGAGACAGGACGACGGUCGCCGUCCACUCGUGCCAUUUCGCCAAGAACUGGGCAGCACUUGGCGGCGCAGUGAGCACCGAAGGCGGCCCGUAUCUCACGAUCAACGGCUCACAUUUCACCCGGAACAUCGCUCAGAUCGGCGCAGGGGUGGCCCUUGCAGGCACUACUUCGUUCGCCAUGGGGGACUCGGUUUUUUCUGGGAAUAAUGCGACGAAGGCGGGAGGGGGAGUGGCGGUUUUGGAGCAGGUGACUGGGGAGAUCACGGGGUCGAGGUUUGCAGGGAACUAUGCGGUGGUGGGGGGCGCUGGGGUGUAUUUGCUGCGCUCUGCUGCAGCUGAUAGCCCUCAGGGGAGUGCGUCUGCGCGUGAAAAGAGAGCUAAGAGAGCCAGGAACUCCAGGAGGAUUGCAUUGGCUAGCAGCAGCAGCAGCAGCAGCAGAAUGAGGGAAACGGCAGCUACUGGUGGCGCUUCUACUCCAAAUGGCACCACCUCCUCUUCAUCCGCCUCUCUCCAGUCGACCAAUCAGGUUCUCUGUCGAGGCUUGGUGUUUGAUGGCAACAGUGCCAUGGACGCGCACGGAGUGGCCUUCUUCGAAGCUUCCUACAGUCCUGACCUGCGGUCCGCCUGUGGGGACUGUCUGAUGCUGCAGCCGCCAGACACACAGGGCAGCAUGCCGGCAGACUUCUACCUCACAUGGCCGGGGGCGGCAGCAUCAUCCAAGGAGACAGGUGGCAGCUUCUCAGUGGUCGGCGCCAUGGGAUCCAUGCUGACUGGACUGCAGGUGGUGGUGGUGGAUCAAUUUGGAAACGUUGUCUCCAAGGACGACUCGGCCUUGGCCCGUGUAUCCCCUGACAGCCGCAUCAGCGGGUCACUCAGGGGCACGGCGCAGGCCGGCAUCAUCACCGUGCCGCCCAUUGCUGUCCGCGUGUCGCCGGCGGACGCGCUACAGCCGAUACCGCUCACGGUCACGGUCUCCUCCAUCACCAACGCCUUCCCGGACUUCUCCCACCCCUUCAACAUCUCGUUCUGCCCGGCCGGGCAGUACUUCGAUGGAGAAAGCUUCAGCUGCCAGGAUUGCCCAGUGGGCCACUGGUGUGCCCCCGGCCAGGGCAUGGAGACGUGCCCAGACGGCACGUUCACGUUCUACCCCAAUGCCGUGUCGGAGGACGAGUGCACGCCGUGUGACGAUGACAGCCUCGACUGCCGCUACGGCACCAUGCAGAUCGACUACCAGAACUGGCUGGACCCAGCAUCUCUCAACAGCACGCCCACCACAUAUGCGUGUCUGCUCACCAACGGCUGCUCUGGCACCACCUACACUGGGCCUAACACCACGCAGUGUGCCGUGGGCUACAACAACACGGUGGCCAUGUGCUCCCUGUGUGCGGACGGCUACUAUCUCGUGCUGCAGUUCUGCGAGCAGUGCACCUCUGCCUUCAAAUCGGUCUUCCCUCUCCUUCUAGUCAUAGUGCUGGUGGUGUGGGUGGCGAUGAACAUGCUGGCCGACACCUUUGCAGCGAUGGACAUAUUCCUCACCGAGGUGCAGCUGCUGGCGAUGGUGGCGUCUUUCAACCUCAACUUCCCCGCCUCCUGGGUCAAGACCGUGGUGCUGCUCUAUAAUAUCGCUGCGUUCGACCCCGACAUCAUAGGGCCGGAGUGCGUGUUCUCUCUGCAGUUCACAGGCAAAUUCUACAUGAACAUUCUCAUCCCUGUUAUAGGCCUCCUCGUUUACGCACUAGUGUUUGCGCACCACCGCUGGCUGGGUGGCUCGUUCUUCAUACGGGUGCACUCGUGGCAGCGCAAGGAGCGGCAGAAGCAGCGCUUACUCCAGCACUCUGUAACGAAGCGGCGGGCUUAUAACGAGUAUGAGAACUCGAUCGUGCACGCUUCGCUCAAGUGGCUGGACAUCUGCUACGUGUCGGUCAUGGUCAAAGUGCUGCAAGUCUUCAAGUCCCAAACGGUCGGCUCGGCAACAGUGAUGGCAGCGGCGCCGCAGAUCCUCUGGCUCUCCCCCGUGCAUGUUGGCAUGCUGGUUACCGCCGUGCUGGUUACGCUGGUGUACCUGGUGGGGCUGCCGGCGCUCUUUGCUGGCGUGCUGAUCGACGCACACACGUGCGACGUGCUCUCUUCCGCGCUCUUCAAACAGAGAUUCGGGUGGCUCACCGAACGAUUCACUCCCAAAUUCUGGUGGUGGCAUCUGACCAACAUAGGGUUGAGGGUGCUGCACGGCUGUAUCCUCGUGUUCCUGCAGCAGGAAACCAAGUCGCAGGUGAUAAUCAUCCUUCUCCUGCAGGCUCUCCGCAUAGCCACGCACUACAAGACCUCGCCCCUCGCCUCGCUCUCUCUGGAGUACCUGCAGGCGCUGCUCACCCUCGGCCAGUUCUUCUUCACGCUCUCGCUCGUCUGCUACAACUACCUCAACCUCUCCCUCUUCUCUCAGAUCCUCUUCGGCUUCUCCUCCGCCUUCAUCCUCAUCCCCACUAUAACGCUCCUCGUUUACGACUGUGUAAACAAUCACCUCGACCUCGCAAACGCGCGCAUGCUGCACCGCGUGUGGAAAGCCGAGCGCAAGCGCCAAAAGGCCCGAUUCGAUAAAAUGGACCCCUAUGACCUGGUCCCCGCUCAAGACAUAUGCGCCUGGUUCCGCCCUCACAUCAUCUUUGCGACUCUCCUCACCAACCGAACUGAGGAGCGGCGACUGCUGCUGCGCGUUCGGGAUCGGUUCGAGACGUGCCGAUUGGUCGGUUUGGCGCCCAUGGAUUGGCUAAACCACCUGAAGAAGCCGCAGCUGUAUGCUGUGCUCGCACAGGCGCUGCUGGGGGCGAGCACUGGCCAUGUGACUGUAGCGAGGGUGCCUAAGGAUGGGUGGUUCUGCAGGGCGCAUGGCGUGUGGCAUGCCUCGGGGGAGGAAUGCCAGGGAAGGGAGAGCCUGGGGAAUGGUUCGGUGCACGGGAUGGGCCAGCAACAGAGAGGGGAUUCUUCUCCUGGUGAAUCUCAGGUGAAUGGUUUGGUGGACCAGCAGCAGCAGCAGCCACUGUUGCAGCAGCGAGGGGGAGGGAGGAACUCGUGGUAUGAGCUGGAUGAGGCUGACGUGUGGCCACCUCAGCUGGAGAGCCACGUCAUCUGGGCAUCUUCCAGCGUGGCUGCUGCUGACGUGGACAACAUGGGUGCCGCAGCAGGAGGAGGAGGAGGAGGAAGAGGGUCAGGAGGAGCAGGAUGGGAGGGAAUAGGAGGACUUGGAAUGAGAGUGGGGGUGUGUGGGGAGUGAGAGGAGGGGCAGGAGGAAUGGGAGCAGGAGCAGGAGCGGGAGACAGUGAUACAGCAAGUGUUGAAAGCGAUAGCAGUG
This is a messenger RNA of Closterium sp. NIES-67, 7017 nucleotides long. The record is from the annotation of a GenBank genome assembly. NCBI's taxonomy places the organism in Eukaryota, Viridiplantae, Streptophyta, Zygnematophyceae, Desmidiales, Closteriaceae.